Molecule: messenger RNA, 1317 nt
Organism: Acaulospora morrowiae
Lineage: Eukaryota; Fungi; Glomeromycota; Glomeromycetes; Diversisporales; Acaulosporaceae
Source: the annotation of a GenBank genome assembly
UUUUGUACUUCCCACUAUGUCUCUGUAAUUAUAUUUUCAAUUCUUAUUAUAAUAUCACUGUGUUAUCCCGCAAUCGACACCUACUACCUACGCUCAUCUAAAAAUGAAAAUCAAGCCUUCUUCUGGGAAGACUAUUCGUCUAGUUCAGCCGUCACGAGAGAUACUUUUAUGGAAAAAUGUAGAACCCAGCCUUCUUUUCAUGUAGAACAGGUCAUAAUUCAAACAAUUAGAUCGAUGAAUCUCAAGAAAGGAAGUAAUGACGUUUUGAGCAGGGAUCUAUUAUUGUGGACUUUAGGUCUUCAAGAGAGAAUUGCAAAUGCCGUCAUAAUGUAUACCAAUGAGCUUUCUCAACUUCCUCUUCAAACCGCUAAAAAGUACACUCUUUCAAAUCUUUGUUUAAAGCCUUUCAAUAAUGAAGAAUGCUUGAUUCUUUCACCACUGGAGUACUGGUCAUAUAGCGCCGAAAAAUUAUCAAAAGAUCAAUCUAUCUCUAGAUCACUAUCAUUGUCCAACAAAACUAAUUCUUUUGGUAUACCGAUGCCUCUCAGAUCUGUUUUCGGAAAUCUUUCAUAUGAUAAAAGGAAGGGCGAUGUAGUUGGCGCAGAUUCAAUAGUUCUAACCUACUUUUUGAAAGAUAUGGGGGAUUGUACUGAAGGUCAAACGGCUGUUAUAUGGGACAUGCUCUGGAAUCAAGUAAUCAAUUGUACGGGAGCCGAUUGUUAUAUUGGAGGCAAAGGAAUAAACAUGACCAAUCGCGGAAAUUUAAAACAUUUUCAUUUAGAGUUUGAUAGGAACAAUACCACGAAAUUUCCCGUUGAAUUCAUUCUCCUUGUAAUAGAGUACCUAGUAGCAUUCCUUUACAUUUCACUUUCCCUUGGUCGCCUUAAUUCCGUCAAAUCAAAAUUUGGUCUCGCCUUUUCCAUCGUGAUUCAACUGUUCGUUUCUCUGGUCACAUCAAUUAGCAUUUGCUCUUUAUUCGGGUUUACUUUAACUCUCGUGUCUUGGGAACUGUUUCCCUUCGUCCUCAUCAUUGUCGGUGUUGAAAAUAUGUUUGUACUGACCAGUGCGGUUGCAUCAAUUCCAAUGCAACUGGAAGUUAAGGAACGUGUUAGCAGAGGUCUCGAGAAAGUCUCUUAUUCCAUUACAAAGACUCUUGUCACCGGCCUUCUUUUAUUGUUCAUGUGCUCCACCACUGGUAUCGAUUCAGUUCAGGAGUUCUGCAUUUUCACCUCAGUGGCAAUGAUUAUAGACUACGUCCUGCAAAUGUCUUUUUUUGUCACCAUUUUGUCAAUUGACCUUCGAAGGUUGGAAUACGAG